This is a messenger RNA of Chlamydomonas reinhardtii, 5660 nucleotides long. RefSeq lists its product as uncharacterized. The record is from RefSeq and is a predicted model, not a curated record. The transcript has 7 exons. The coding region runs from base 893 to 3430 and encodes 845 amino acids. Lineage: Eukaryota; Viridiplantae; Chlorophyta; Chlorophyceae; Chlamydomonadales; Chlamydomonadaceae.
UUUAUUCAUUUGCAACAACUGGCUGCAGCACAGACAACGAGGCAGCCAACGCUCAUGGCGACGGAUUGGGGCCUCCGGGACUUCAUCUACGGCCUGGACGAUCUAGACGAUGUUGAGAAAGAGCAAUGCUUCACGGCUCUGAACAGGCACGGUUUUUCGGCUCCUAGUAAGCGCCGAGCAUUCCUCGCGCUCGAUGACGCCGAGCUGCAGACUGCAGGCAUCAGUCAGAUGAGCACCCGCAAGGUUCUGCGACUGGCGAUGGGUGAGCCGUUGAUGUUGCCGUCACUAUCGCGCGAAUCUACUGCAUCAGCUGGCUGCACAGGAAAUUUCCGGGGAUGGGGCCCCGGAAGUUUGCCCAAAACUCCGGCCAAAACUCCGGCCCAUUCGCCGGAAGUUUGCACCGCCAGUUCGAACGAGCCAACCCCAGUCGACCCCGAACUUCCAAAACUCCGGCCAGCGAGCACAGUCCAAUGCUGACCGAACUCGCAGCUCCCGCUAUGGCGCGAGCGCGCCCCGCUUUAUUUCCUUUGCCUUACGGAGCCUCGUUACUCUCCGGAAGCUCCUGCGCCUCUCGUGACCCUUCAUAUUAUUUAUCGGCUCGGCCCUGGCAACUUGGCGCCAUCGGCGAUAGAGGGCUGCGCGAAGACCCGCCACAGCAGCAGGACACCCACGGGCCAUGGGUGAAAACUCAUUGCCGCGCAUGCACGCGCCGCACGUCACGCGCGCGCUGCAGUAGCGAUAGCCCGGAGGGCGGAUUAGUGGGCAUGAUCGUGACAGGAUCCGCUUGGGUCGGGGGCGAGGCCCCGGACGUGGAGCGGCAUCGGAGAGGGGCGCGGCGGCUGGCCAGGGCACAGCACAAGCUGGUGAUGCAGUUGCGGCGGCUGGCCUGGGCAUGGGGAGCGCGGCAGGGGCCGGCGUUCGGCCAACGGUCUUCCUACGAUCUCCGCUCCCAGACGCGGCCCUGCCAUCCCGCUUUGACAAGCCUAGUCGCUCGCUGAAGAUAGAUCACGCGGAGCCCGUAGAUUGCAAGACCUGGGAGCAUGUGGCGCCGCAAGAACGCAUUCCCGCGCUCUUCGGCCGCUUGGCGGCCGCAUGUGGCAGCCACGCCACUGCUAGCGGCUUCCAAGCUAUGGGCGGGGCCGGCCAUGGUACAAGCAGCACGGAGGGCGGCGGCGGCGGCGGCGGCGGCAGCAGCAGCAGCAACAGUGGGGGUGGCGGCAGUAGCUUCGACGCUGAGGUGCUCACGCUCAUCAUGCAUGCGGAUGACAUCUUCUGCAGCGCUGACGGCGAGCCUAUUCGGGUGCUGCUUCAGCAGCAAGGGCCGCCUGAAGUGCUCAUCAAUGAAGCUGUCGCCUGCUUCGGCACGCGCCCGCUGCUCAAGGUGCUGACCAUCCUGGUCAACGGCCUGUUGGAGCGGUUGCGUGGCGGCGCCAGUGCCGACCGCACUGCAGCGGCGGCAGCAGUGGGCAGUGGGGCAGCGGCGAAGCCGGCGCCCGCCGGUAUAACGCCUGGGGUGGAGCCGGCGGCUGCUGGUAGUGAUGCUGCGGCCGUGCCAGCUGCCAGGACUGGCCGCGUGAGCAGUGUUUAUUGGGGUGCUGAGAUGAGCCUUGAGAAGAUCCACGAGGUGGCCAGCAGCCAGGAGGGUCUUGAGUGGCUUGUGCAGGGAGGGGGCGGCUCGCUGCGCCCAGACAUGCCGCUCAUUGUAGUCAUCUCGGAUGACGACGCGACCUGGCAGCAGUGCCGCAGCUUUGUGGAGAUGAAGGCGCCAGCACUGAUGCUGGAGGGCAGAACGCCGCGCUCGCUGGUGGACCUGUGGCUGAGCGGCGACACACGUGUUCGCGCCAUAUUGGCACAGGUCAAUGAGUACAUGGACCGCCUGGGAGUGAGGUACGCUAUUGUCAGCUGCCACUACGCCAUGUGGGCGGUGCGCCGCACGUGCUCGCCACCGCCGCCGCAGGUCCUGCUGGAGAACCAGACCGAACCCCAACCCCGGCAGCAGCAGCAGCUGCAGGCGCCAUCGGUGGGUCCUGCAGCCGCCGCAGUAGUCCGUGCCCGCAGUACCGGCGUGACAACCCGAAGUGCAUCCGCCGCUGCUGCACGUGCGCUGGCUGCUGGCGCAGGCGGCGGUGGCUGUAGCGGCAGCGGUCCUGAUGGCAUGGGUGGUGUCGGCGGCAGUGGCAGCGUGGCAGGUACCGGCAGCAGCAGCCGCAAGCGCGGCCGCGCGCGCGACGGGGUGCUGCACCUGGCAGGGCCCUUUCUGGCGCCAACGGAGCACACGGACCAACAGCCGGCAGUCACAGCCGCCGCCGCCACCCUGUACACCAUGCUGCUCAGCCUGCCGGAGGUGCCCGACCCACCUGCAGCAGGGCUUGCGCGGCGGCGGUCGCGGUCAGCGCCGCCCGGGCAGCCGGACGCAGGGCCCAGCCGCAGCAGUGGUGGCGGUGACGGCGGUGGUGCAGUUGGUCGCGGCGGGCAGCCCGGGGGCGCUGCUGCCGGCGGUGCGGGGCACACGGAAGGGCAGGCCGUGGGCGGUGCGGGGCUGGCGGCACAUGGCAGCCGGGCGGCGACGAGCCCGCCGGCGGGAGCGGCAAGGCGAGCAGCAGCCGGCGGGGAGGCGGAGGCGCAGCCCUCGAUGCUGCAGCAUUGGGACGAACAGGGCGCAGCGCGCCUUGCGCUGGCGCCCGCCUCUCCAUCCGAAGCAAGAGGCGGAGACGGAGCGAGCCUUGCGCCCGUCACCGGCAGCAGCGCGCAUCACUGGCGGCGGCGCGCAUGUUGCCUCCGCCAGCCGCCGCCGCUGCCGCCGCUCCUCAUUGAGGCCGACCCCGAGGUCCUGCACGUGGGCUACGCGGGCCUUGCCUGCACCGGCCGCGUCAAUGGCGAGGAGGCGGUGCUUAAGAUCCUGGACUCGGACGAGCACGGCGUCGCGGCCUUCGAGGCGGAGUGCAGUGCCUACCGGGCGCUGGCCGCGCUGCAGGGCGACGUGCUGCCGCGGCUGCUGGCCGCUGGCCGCCUGGGUGACCUGGCGCCGCCGCCACCACUGUCUGGGGGGGAGGAGGAGGAGGAGUGGGAGCCGCCGCCGGACGGCGACGUGCGCUUCAUCGCCACCAGCCGGGUGCGGGGCUUGACGCUGCGUCAGGCGGCGGAGCAGUGGGGCUACAUCCAGCCGACGGCGGCGGCGGCGGCGGUGCACGCGCUUAAGGUACUGCACGCGGCGGACAUUCGCGCUGCUGGCGGCGGCAGUGGCGGGCGCUUCCUGCACGGCGACAUCCGGCUCAGCAACUUCAUGUUCCUGCUGCCGGCUGCGGAGGCGGCGGUGGGGCCGCGCUGCGUGGUCAUUGACUUGGGGCUGUCGCGCCUGGACGGGACGGAGGCGGAGCAGCAGGCGGAGGUGCGGCAGCUGGAGCAGCGACUCCAGUGCGGCAGUGGCUGAGGAAGAGCGAGGGAUGAGUGAUGAGUGCGAGGAGGUGAGGGUGGCUGGCUUCAGCCGUGGCCGAGGGAGCAGGCGGGAGGAACGGCAGGGUGGUGGGCCUGCUGGGCGGGUUCUGGGCAGGACGUGCAGUUCGGAGGUUACGAAUGGGAUGCGCGCUGGGCCACGGUUGCAACUGGGGUGGACAUGCGGCCGCACUAUUGUGCGGUGCGGUAAGAAAAUGAAUGACUGAUUGCGGACCUGGAUGUGCCAAGACAAGGGGCAUCAUGUAGCGCAGCAACAGGUGGCUAACAAUAACGAAAACGCUUGAGAUUCUUGCAUGGACCGUGUGCUCAGAAUAAUGCAUGUGUACGAACCGGCGGUGUCUCUGUAUGUCCUGAUACAUUCAUGUGAGGGGCUACCCUGCUUACUAGAAUGGAUGCAAGCUCAAGGCAUGAAUGACUGUCACACGUAACGGGUCCUCUGACAAUGACGGGCUCGGCAUUUGGCAGAGCCCGCUCCUACCUACAUGCGCUGAGUAAGAAGGGUUCAGGUGCGCUCGAAGCAACUGUGCAGGAUGCGCGUUCACUGCCAUUCUAGUGUAAAUGAGGGUUACCGAUGACGGGCAUUCCGUGGAUGGUAUGGAGGCAAGUGUCAACAUCAUCGAGGGCGCAAGACCGAGAACUCUAUCUAGCGUACGGAGGGCGGGGAGCUAGCGGCGUAUGUGUUGCGGAUGGGCGCCGGUUGGCGACGAUGUUGGAGGAUGGCACCUAAGGAAACGCAUAACAACCACCAAGGUAGCUUGUGGCGUGGCUGUGCCUUGCCGUGGACCGUCUGACUGCUGAUCCGCAGCAGCAGAGCUCUAUGACUUCAUGGCUGUAUGCUUUGUCACAACUGGUCGGUACUAAGCAACCUGAUGUUCUGCUGUGCAUGCCUGUGAUUGGCUGGCUGCCGGGGUAAGCCGCAGCAGGGCAAACUAUCACGGCAAGCUCGCGAAAGGAUCUGUGCCGUGGGUGUACCAUAUGCCCCUGCGGGGUAAGCCGGCGCAGCGCAGUGGAGCCCUGUCGUUUGCUAUGGCGUUUCCGGCCCCAACAUGAUGUGUAUAAGGGAGUUGGUCCCAUGGAUGGCGCGCUUCAGGAAGUCCGCGAAAUGUUUGAGCGCGGUGCGUCAGGUACCCGUACUCGUAUAUGACGAGUGCGAGAAACGUUACUUGGUCGAUGUCUGGCGCCAGGUGCUUGGGUCAGGCCCCAGACGGCAUCUGCCCGUUCCGCUUAUACGGCCGCCGUCAGCCCGCGCUACUGCGCAGCGCAUUGCCGCGGCCAUGGUGCUCCUGCCGGAGGACUGGGCGGCGGCGGCGCGGAAGGUGCAAGCGCCGCGCCGUGACGCGGUCUGCGGCGCCGGCCUAUGUUGAAGCCGUGCGUGUGGUGGCCCGGGGGUUGGUUGCCUGCUGUUCGUGCAGUGACGUGACUAGUUUGUUAGCUGUGGGUCAGCACGGACUGUGCACCCAACCCAACCGGCAAAGUCCGGCAUUGCGGGGAUGCCAUAGGCAAUCAUAGGCCCCCAACAUAGAUGCGUGUGCUUAAUAGGUGCCGCGUCAGGUGUCUGGCUUGGUGUCUGGUGUCCAUUGGGCACCAGGAGGGGAGGGUUCCAUCACGAGCCCUUUUCCUGCCCUCUCGGGCAGACAUCUUGUUUAAGCUCUUGGCGUGGCGGAUGUCGAAGGUGGGCCGUCUCCACUACGCUUUGCUGUUGUAGCUGUCGUGAGCGAAACACGUGCAUGUGUGUCUGUACCACUCGAACAUGAGAUGGGGCUAGAAGGUUAUGUGUUUUGAUGUUGUUUCCUGAUAUCUGUCGGCGACAGCACGGUACACGUGCUUGUUCCGAUAGCGCGUGCACCAGCGCACAUGUGGGCACGCUUGCGCUGGCCUGUGAACUUGAGCGCAGUUUCGCCAGCUUCGCCGUCUUUUUGUGAGUUUUUGGUGCAUUUGAUUGGUGCCAGCGCGAUUUGAUGUGUCUUGGCGGAUAGCGUGUUGUUCUGCUGCUGCGUUUUGCUGUGUGUCGAGAUGUGCUUGUUGGCCAAUCAAGUACUGCCCGAGAUACGAUACCGUAAUGGUGUCUGUUGCUCAUUGAGGAGGAUUACUCCACUUGCCGGAGUGCUAGUUCAUUUGCCUGGGCUGCCGCCGCUGCCGGGCCAAUCCAUAGGGGCGUUGUCAUGACAGUUGGUGACAGGGCGCUCAGGCUGUAAUGAGGAUGGAUG